UCUUUUAGAUCGUCUCGUUGAUAAUUUGCAUAAAUAUAAAAAAGGUGUAAAAUAGCAUAGCUUGGUUAUGUGCAGCCGACUCAGUUUGACCGACUUUCAUUGUAAAGCUUUAUAAAUUUACAGAAUAAGGAUGUUUAUUGUCACUUCUAAUAGCUUUAUUCGAACCUCCGAGCGGGUCCACUUGUGGUUCAGUUGUUGGUGACCAUCUGACCAGUGACAGUAAAAAGGUCAAGUUGACGCAUAAAUUUUCCCGCCAAUUUUCAAAAAUGUUCGUUUUAUCUGUGGUGUGUUUUUUUGUGGUAGUUGAAGUAGGCUCAGCAAUAAGAUGCUACGACUGCAACAGCGCCAACAAUUCCAUGUGUCUCGACCCCACGAUAUACGACGUGGAGAGCGUACAAAAAUACCUGAAGACCACCAACUGUGAACGGAAGAUCAUGGCCGGACAGCAGAACGACAAAAUGUUCUGCCGGAAAAUUAUACAGACUAUUCUUCACAAAGGCCACGACGCGGAGGUCCGGGUAACUCGCGGCUGCGGCUGGGUGAAGCAUCACCGCGACUGUUACAAGGCUGACAACGAGGACCACCUCGAGACUGUCUGCCAGUGCUUCACGGACGACUGUAACUCAGCGCUGGCUCUCAGCGCUGCGACGGUUUUGCCUAUAAGUCUGCUUGUUAUGUUCGCGCAAUAAAAUGUUUUUUUGGA
Molecule: messenger RNA, 703 nt
Organism: Colias croceus (clouded yellow)
Lineage: Eukaryota; Metazoa; Arthropoda; Insecta; Lepidoptera; Pieridae
Exons: 3
Coding region: 267-689 (140 amino acids)
Biological process (GO): sleep; regulation of synaptic transmission, cholinergic; positive regulation of voltage-gated potassium channel activity
Source: RefSeq, a predicted model, not a curated record